Molecule: messenger RNA, 1083 nt
Organism: Psilocybe cubensis
Lineage: Eukaryota; Fungi; Basidiomycota; Agaricomycetes; Agaricales; Agrocybaceae
Exons: 8
Coding region: 1-1083 (360 amino acids)
Source: RefSeq, a predicted model, not a curated record
AUGGUUCUUGGCGUUCCUUCUCAAACCGCAAACCAACCACAUUCUAUACCCUGGCACAUCGUCGCUACUAUGGACAAAGAAGCUGGCACAGAACAUGUGCCACAGAAAGUAUCCACAGAGCCUGAAGGAUUGGACAAACUCUUUCCAUGGCUGAAACCUGCAUUGCGGUCGAGACGGACGAUUAAGACAUGGAUUCGAUGUUGUAUUGCAUUGGCGACGACGAUGAUGCUUAUGGUGGCCACGAAGCCUGCGCAUACGAUGGGCCAAGCUGCAUUCUUCUGCGUAAUCGUGGCCGUGAUGUUACCUCCAACGUUUGCUCUAUCGGUAUUUUUGAUGGCUGCGACAACGUUGCUAGUUGGUAUGCUUCUGGGAUGGGCAUGGGGUAGUGCUGCCAUGGCUUCAGCCCUGUCUGUUCGCAGCGCGUCUUUGUUUGCCCAGCAGUCACAGACAUUGAAGUCUUUACUGGAUCCCACAAGUCCCAUCCCAAUUGCGAGACAGAUUCAAAUCCACACUUUCCAUGGCAUUUUUCUUGACCCACGUGUGUGCCAGCUCAUCGGCGGUUUACGGCGCCUUUCUAUUUAUUGGUACAUUUGCAAUGGGAGCGUUGAGAGCGUAUCUUCCGAGCUUGACGCUGCUGAGCGUCUUUGGGUCGAUCGUAAUGGAUGUGGCGUGUACUACAGGGCCGCUGCAGUGCUACCAACUGCACAAUAUACCAUCCCUGAACAGCUUAUCAUCCCUACAACCUUCUAUGUUGCGGUCGCGAUUGGGACUGUUAUCCUUAUCUUCCCAGAGAGCUUGAGCCACGUUUGGCUUACGCUGUUAUUGGAAUCGUUCUGGACCAAGACUCUGGAUCUGCUGCGGUUACAGUCCGAGACACUUGCCCUCCGUCCAUCAGACCAUGAGGCUUGGACCAAACUGAAUGCUCGCGGCACACAAUUACGCACCAGUCUGGUUGCUGCGACAGAUGCAGUUUCCGACCAACUCAAGUUAAUCGACUUGGACACAUCGAUUGGCCGUUUAGGUCCAGCAGACCUUAAGAAAAUCAAUUUGGAACUGAAGUCGAUUAUGUUUCGUGCUAGGUGA